Messenger RNA from Cinara cedri, 40855 nucleotides. The record is from the annotation of a GenBank genome assembly. NCBI's taxonomy places the organism in Eukaryota, Metazoa, Arthropoda, Insecta, Hemiptera, Aphididae.
AUGUCCGAUUGCCUGACUUCAUUAAGUCAUGUACGUUCCACAACGGUGUACUCGUCAAAUACAUAUGUACAGGGUGAUCAGUUUGUCACGAACAAGCGGUUUCCUCUGAUGAUUGUAAGUGGAUUUAAUUCCUAUUUUUUUUUUUCAAUUAUUAUAAGGGGGAAUCGUUCAUGAUAAACUUUCUAUCUCUAUUAUUAUUUUCAAUUUUGUUAUGCCUACUUCUUAUACCUUAAACCAGUUUAUAUACUUUUAAACGCAGAUCCGUAUAAGGAAUAUUAUUUUUCAAAAACACGUUGAUAACAUGUGUAUAAAUUAAACAUUUACCGUUUAUCACCUAAAAAAUGUAAAGUUUAUACUAAAGGAAUAGAGGAAAGUUAUCAAUUUAUCGUCUAAAAAGUGGAUGUAAAGUUUAUUAUUCUUCCCUAUAAUACCCUUUCGGUCUAAAUUUUAAACUGUUAUAAUUCAUAAAUGAAAAAUCCGAUAUUAGCUAGCUGCAGUAUGUAUAUCAAAAUGCAAACAAAUUACUUGUAUCUGUGUUUAAAAUGUUCCUAUUUGAUUAUCAAAUGUGUAUAUUUAUUCAAGUUACUAUCCUUAUGAAUAGUACCUAAUAGUGGUAAACAAUUGAUAAUUUUCGAAACAUAGCUUAGACAAUUCUAUAAUAAUUAUAUUAAAAAAAAAAGCAGAAAUUAAAUUCACUCCUUCCGAGAAUAUCAGAUAAUUCGUGAUAAAUGGAUCACUCUGUAUAUUUAUCAUAUUCAUCAUAAAUUCUAUCGUUUGUUUGCGCGUUACGUAUAAUAUUAGCAUUUUAAUAAUGAUUAUAAUAUAUACUCGUGAUACCUGAGAAUAAAAAGCGUCGUUUUAUAAUAUUUUAAUAAUAGUGACCGUCGCAUAAAAUAUUACCCCAGUGAAGUGCGUACACGCAAACUUGUAUUCCUAUAAAGGGAAUUUUUGAAACGGAUAUCCGAAAUCGUGUGUAUACAUCGCGUGGUUUUGAUAUCUAUUAAAAAAAUUAAAUAAAAUACAUUCGCUACGCUCAGAAUCUAAAAAAAUUAAUAUUGAUAUCUAUUUUCAAUCUGUAUUAAUUUUCUAAUUCUUCGGUUCCGAACAUAAUUCAUCAUAUUUCAUUUCGUUCUAAUAUUUACAACAAUAAGUUAAAUCAAGUACGCUACGUAUAUUAUUAUCAGAAAACCUAGUUGAACGUUUAGUGAAAACCCAGAGAAAGACGUUUUGUAAUUUAAAUUUCAACUGUUAUAUAUUCGUUCCCAGAAAAGAAGAGCUUAAUCAAUUGUUGACUUUUUUCGUUUAUAAUUGUAUCUUAUGUAAUUUAGUUGAUUUUUUUUCUUAUUUAAAUAGUAUAAUUGUAUGUAUUUUAUAAAUUAGCGUAUUUAGUGUAUUGGUGUAAGUACAAGUGGGUAGAUUUUCAAAAUGCAAUGUUCUUGUGUUAAAAUCUAUACAAAAUCGAUUUAAACUUGUUUUCAAUAAGACCAAUGGUCUGUUGGCUUGUUUUUUUUUUUUGAACUUUUAAGAGGUUUUAUUGUUCGUUUGCCUCAUGAAAAAAAAAAUGAUAUUUAAUUAAUAAUAAUGAAAACCAAAAGAAAAAAUACAAAUAUUUCAACACAUAUUAUUGUUAUUAUUUAUUUUUCCUGAGUAAUUUAUUCUGAAAAGAAAACGAAAAUGCGGACAAAUCCCGGGAAAUUCAUUAUUGAAUAUCAUAGUAACCGUAUGAUGAAAUCUAAAAAGAAAAAAAACAAACUUCAAAAAUACUAACGCUUUUAUAUCGCAUUCCAAAAACAUUGUAAAACCCAUUAAGUACUAUAUGUAGGUGAUAUCGAAGACGACAUAAAAAUAUAUUUGCCCAUUGUAUCUAAUAAUAAGGAUGUGCCAAUGAGAUUAAUGUCCUUAUUUUGCUUAUCCGUUGCUGCAUGUACUAUUGUGUUUUCCUGAAUUCGCUAUUUUAUCUUUUAAUCACUACAUGAUUUUUAAUACGCAUUGUUCUUACUACGGUCGCACACUUACUGCGUUUAUGAUCCCGUCGCUAAUACACGAAAAACAAUCUCAGUUAAUUCGUAUUUAAACUCGCAAGAGUACGUUUUUACUGGUCUCAAAUAUUACGGUUUAAAUUUAUGUAAAAUGCAUACGUUAUACACAUUUAUAAUUACAAAAUUAUUAUAAAAAAAAAAAAAAAAAAAUGAUAUUUAAUUCUUGCAAACGAUAUUUAGCCAAGACUCUUGCUAUUUUUAAAAAAAUGUAUUUAAAAAAAAAAUUAAAUAUCUGUUAUAGGGCUUGUUUUAAGGUGUAUUAUUAACAGACACGAGUCCAUGUUAGUAAUGCCAUUGCUAUGACAAAUAAAGACACUAGAUUAAGUACACAAAAUCCAAUACGGAAAUCAUAUCACACAACUAUGAACAAAAUUGAGAAUAUAUUUAUAAUUAAGAUGAUACUCAACGUAUUGGCUUUUGUGAUAUUAAUUCCAUUUAUUUCUAAUCUUUUUUUCAAUAAUUCGCAAUUUUCUCGAAAUACCGAUAAAAUUUAAUAACAAGAUAAUAUCAUAUUAUUUUCGUUAUAAAUUAUUUAAUUAAAUCUAGAUCCACUGAUGUGUUUUCGGGAGAAAACAAAAUUACAAGAUUCUUGCAGUGCUUGCCUUGUUUUGGUCUUGAACUUGCAGCGUUGGUAUUGUUUUGGUCUUGGUCUUGCCAGUGCCGUUUUGGUCUUGUAGCAAAAGUAUUGCGAGACCGCAAGACCAAGACCAAUUUUGAUCAUCACUCAUUUCCUAAUACUAAGGUUAGAGUCAAAUAAUAAAGUUAGUAUAAUAAAUCAAACAAACUCCAAUUAUGGUAUUAGAAAAUGCGUACCUUAAAAGUGUGUUUAAGUAUGUGGAAGUUCAACGUAUACCCAAUUGGGUUUAUGAACACUAGCGACUCCGUGUAAACCUGGUAAUUAUCUUUGAUUUUACUAAUAAUUGCAGUAGUCGUCUUCGUACAACUGUGCAUUAGGAUUCGGAAGUAUUUUAGCCUAUAGCUGCUGCAGUGUGUGGGAAACCCGAUUAAACAUUUUUCUGUCAUCGUAUGUAUAUAAAACGACGAAUUUCUCCUCUCAGAUACUUACGAUUUAUGCGGCGUGCUAAGUAGGUGUUUUCAAUAAAUAAGGUUCGAAAGAGUAAUAUAAUUAAAUAUAGUACUGUUAUUUUGUAUUUUUUACCGUCCGGAUAAUCCUACGCGAAAUGUAUUAUUAUUAUUAAUUUUUUUCUUAUAGACGAAUAUUCAGUAUUACCUGUAUUGUGAAGGACUAAAGCGUUAAAAUAAUAUUGCGUGGUAUACAUUUGAACCUUACCACACGUGAUGGUGAAAGUAUAUAGGCGUAUGAGUUAAUUUAUUAUGGAAGACUGGCCUGUGAUAUUUUUUUUUUUUUUUUUUUUUUUUAUAAUUAUAUUAAAUUAAUUAUCGUUUAUUUUAUAUUUUUAAUCAAUUUCGUUGGUUUUUUUUUUUUUAUAGCUAUUCCCGAUCAUACUGCUGCAGAGAUUCGUAUAUUAUAUAACCUACAACAUACCUACAUAUAUGUAAGUAUUUCAUAUUUUAUCGUUAUUUAUUUCAAUAUAGAGCACUUUAUUUUAACAAAGUUUAAGUGAUAUUUUUUUUUAUUAACAUUGUAUGAAAACUCCCUGCAAUAGGUUAUGUUUAUGUAUUUAUAUCUAAUACAGAUUUUUCUCGAUUGCACAUAAUGUUAUAUUAUAAUAUCUGUCUAUAUUAACCGAAUAAUAUCUGCAGGAUAAAUAUACAUUAUUUAUUGUGUAUUUUAAAGACAAACAAAUUAUAUAAUCGUGAACAUUUCGCAUAAAAAAAAAAAAAAAAAAUUCUAUUUAUGGUAAUUUUUAAUUUUAUCGUAGAAAAGAUAUCAAUAUUUUUUUUAUUUAUUUUUCUAUUAGGAAAUAACCGGAUUCUUUUCUGUUUAAAUUUAAUUCGCAAUCGUCGCGGUGGCGUUGUCGCGUAAGUGCCUACACGUUUUAUUUAUUUUUGUUCAAUGUGUAAAAAGUCGUACGUACACACGUUAGUAUUUAUAUUAUUCCUACUAAAUAAUAUUAUAUGUACAUUGGUACGCAAAAUAUGAUAUAAUAAUUUAGUGAAAAGGUUUUUCUUGUUUUUCAGAAUACACACACACACAUAUAUAUAUAUAUAUAAAUAUACAUAUUUUAGCCCGGCGAACCACUCUACUUACCAUUAGCUUAACAACGAAGCGUAUAUAUACUUGCAAGAUUUGAAAACAUAAUAUAUUAUGAUAGGUACGCGUUUUACGCGUUACACUAUAUUAUAUUCAAAAGUUAUACCCAAAAGGUAUUACGACGUUAAAUUAUAUCGAAUCUUUUCUUUUGUGCGUGCGAACAAAAUGCAUAUUUUUUUUUUUAAUCCAUUGUAUUAUGCAUAACAUGUAUGCAUUUAAACAUUUAUUAGUCGUAUUUAAGGGGUUGCGUAUUUGCGAUUUUCACGAUAUUUUUGAAAAAUAUUCCAAUUAACUGUUUUUUAACAAGUUCACUCGUAUUUAUCAACAAAAAUUGUCCACAUUGAAGCCGUUUUUCGUGAGACAAAAAUACUCAGGCUAUAGACUUAACUAUAAUAAUUAAUAAGAUACUAAAUUUUAAUGAUAAAUACGAAAACUUUCAUUAUGCAUCGUUAAACUUAGUUUUUCGAUAUCACCUAAUAAUCACUAUUAAGAAAUAUAUUAUUCGAAUUUAAAAACUUAAAAAUAUAAGAUUUCAAAACAAUAAUCCAUUUUUUUCUUUUUUGAUUCUUUUAAUAUUGAACAAAUAAAACCGAUACUCCGUGAAAGUUAUGCUGAUUUUAUUAUACAAUGUAAAUUUGGUUUUCUAAUUAAGUUUAAGCCUCAGUAGUUUUCGCCCUUGUAAGUCAAUUUUUACAGUUGAAUUGCAGGAGAUACCAAGUCCAAUCAAAUGUCAAAGACAUUUCGUUUAAUACGUUUUAACUUGUUUAAAGUUUAAAUUGUAGAAAAAUGCAAUAUUUUUUUUUUUUGAUUACGGCACAUUUUUAUGCAGCGGAAACAAUUUGAUCCAUGUUGGCAAAUUUUUGAUCAAAAUUUCGGUCAGUUUGAUCGGAUGGCGACAAUUUGAUUCAGUUAGGAACUUUUUGAUUAACUGAAUUUAAAUGUCACACUAUCUAUUUUUUAGGUAUUGACUAGAUGGACGUAAACUUGGAACCUUUAAAUAAACCAAACCUAAAUCUCGUGCUUAUUAAAAAUGUAUAAUUCAUAUUUACCAAAUGAUUUUUAUUUGAUAGUGUAGGGAAAACAAUGAAAAAUUAAUAACGACCGGUUAUCGGGUACUGAUAAAUUUUUGAGUGGCUUUAUUUUUAUUUUUUGUAUGCCAUGGUGGAGAUGUUAAGAGAAAGGGGUGGGAUUUUUGAAAAUGUAUAAAGGGGGCGGUAGAAUAAAAAAGGUUGGGAACAUCAAUCACAUUGCAUUAGAAAAACGAUUGUUUAGGUAGUUGGAGCUCUGCGGUAGUAUUACACUGUACUUUUUAUGUUUGCUGUUUUAUUUUUUUUUAUUUUUUUUUUUUUUUUGGGUUUUGGCGUUCAUUUGUCCAAGUAUCCAUCUGGAAAAUUAAAAAAAAAAAAAUAAUAAAAAUAAUCCCCCGUCUUUUUUUUAAAAAAAAAAAAAACAUUUAUAGUACGCUUACUUACGUUCCAUUUUCCGGCUAUAUAUAAACUAGGUAACCGGAAAUGAACUUUAUUGACCGCGUGUUUACUGCUGUAAAAAUAUAUAACAUUAUUAAUAAUUGAUGUUGUUUACCGUAUUAUUCAAAUAUUAUAUAUAAAACAAAAGUGAACUGAUUAUUAUUAUGUUUGUGUGUGGAUAUAAAAUAAAUGUACGUUCGUACUUAGAUAUAAGUUUUUUUCCAUAGAUUAUAAAGAUUAUUCUCAUUAUUGUUAUUAUUAUAAUUAAACCGGAAAUUUAAAAAUACAACAAACAAAAAAGAAAUAAAUAAGAACGGGCGAAAAUUUUAAAAGGUUGAAGCGAAAAUGUGCAGGUUGCGUUCAGUUCAGUUAGAUUCUUUCCGUUCAGUUGCCUGAAUACGUGUUUGUUAGGAAAUUCAUCUUCGGUCAAUUUUCCUGGUCGAGGAAAAAUCGAAUCGAACCAGGAGGUCAAUUCUUGAAAUCAUGCAAUAAUAAUAGCCACCGAUUUUAUCGAAUACUAUAGAGUAUCUCGAACGAACCACUGUGGUAACGACACAAAAUAUAGAUUUAGAAAUUUGAAAAAAAUCUAGAUUCUAACCUUAGGUAAUAAUAAUUAAUGAUUUAUUUUUUCUUUGUUAUCUUUUUAUUUUUAUUUUUAACAGUAAAAUAAAAAUAUGAAGUUACAACGUAAGUUCCUAAUUGGAAAUCAAAUAAUUACUCAUUGCAAAUUUCGGUGAGCUCGUUUAAAUUUUCGGGAAACAAUAUCCAAGCAUAAAAUAUUCCGGGCUGGUUUAGACUUUUAGUGUAGUAAUGACACUUCGAUUAUACUACAAGUUUUUGUGGCCUGAGAUAUUGCCAGAAAUCGAAUAUCACCGACAGGAGUAUCAUAUAAACCCUUUGUCAAACCAUAAAAAGUCAGAAGAUAUAGAAUUAAUAAUUAAAUUAAAUAAACAUAAUAAUAGAAUAAACAUAUCUGUAAAAUUGCUUAAUAAAUAUGUAGUUAUACUUUUGUGUUCAAAUCAAUAACAGGCAAACGCGGUUUUUCGUCACUAUAAGAGGUUUGCAUAAAUCGACUUAUAGAGGACAAGAUCCUCAAGUAAGCGAUAAUUUUCAAUAAAUACCUAGUGUGUUUGACAGCAAGAAUGGACCACCAGUAAGUUAUGAGUAAUUAUUUUUCCGUAUUUACCUUUCGUGCGUUAAAUUUUCUUGUUCAUCAAUAGUUUCAAUUUCGAUCAAAAUUACCAUGUCUUCAAUAUUUGCCAUUUUAAAGUUAUAACAUAUUAGUGCACCUAUGAUGGAUUCAACUGUCAUAUUUCCACUGUAAACAAUUUUUAUCACAUGUUAUUUCUCUUGCACAAAAAAUACUGCCUUUGAAAUAAUCAUACAAGUAACGUUUAUCACUAAUUAUUUUUUCAAAAACACCCGUUUUAGUAAUUCAUGCGAUAAACAGUAGAACGAUUUCAUGAAUUGGCCCCCAGAAAAUUAAACAAAUUAAUUUUAAAAAACCUAUUCAGCUAAUUAAAAACCUCGGUAUCUAAAUAUCCAGUCCAUGUAGAUGUCACGGGCGAAUUUAACUCCUCGGUGAAGCUAAACCCUCUCAAAAAUUGUAAAAACAAUUUUAAACGGUUGAAUAGGUUUUCGAAACGAUUUUUUUUUUUAAAUAAAACCUGAGUUAAUUCCUGGAACUGAACCGAUUAAAUCAGAAGGAUAUAAAACCUUGCAACUCUAAACAGAUGCAGUGGUCGUAAAUAAACUGAUCGGAUCCAGUACGCUUGCUUUUUAACCUUUAUUACCUACUAUAUAAUUUCCUUGAUAACUUCAUUUUAACUACUAAUGUCUUGCAGUUAUGAAUAUAAGUAUAAUACAAAUUAAUAAAUAAAUAAUAAAUCGUUAUAAUACUUAUAAUUCAUAAAAAAUAAUUUUGUAUAUGGGAACUAUAUAGUGCUGUAGUAAAUCAUUUCGGUAACUUAUAGCGAUUUCAACUUGCCUAUAAAAUAGUUCAUAUACUUAUUUUUAGGAUCGCUAAAUGAUAGUUUAAAAAUUUAAGACUGCAACUUUAUCUGGGAAAUAACAUGACACAUACAUUUAGUAAUAUUAAGAUUUAUAAUAUAAUGUGAAGUUUUCUAGUUGUAAAAUAGUCCCUUUUUAAUAUUAAAUAUCUACACCAUCUCAUUCAAGUCAAUUGAAAGUCAAUAGAAAAUAUUUUGUAGUUUUAGUUUUCAUAAACGAGUCAAAAUUCUAAAAUCACUUUAAAUGAUAGCUACUUUUCUUCUUUUUUUUUUUUUUUUGAUAACCUACAUUUUUCCUUAGUGGACAUGAUAUUUUUUAAUAAAUUGCAUGAUUACAUAAUAAAUACUCGUAAUAGGAAAACAGGAACGUCUUAAAAUUAAUACGUAAGUGACUUCGAUUGUAUUUUCUGGCCAAUGGUUAUUCAUAUUUUUGAAAAUUGCCUAUACGAAAUCCCUUAAAUAUUGGGGGUAUAGUAGUCUCCUCUUGAAAAUGAAAAUGCCUGCACUAUAAAUAGUGCAGUAAUAGUAGUCUUCACUUUGAAUUAAAUGAUUUAAGUUCUAUAAGUACUUACUUGAAACUAUAUAUAUAUAUAUAUAUAAUAACCGCUUCGUAGAUUGCAACUCUCGUGUCACACCGACAUCAUCGUCAUCGAACGACCCUAAACUCCUUCAUAAACUCUAAACCCUUUUAAUGCUGGUUUUUUUUUUUCAUUUAUGUAUGAGUAUACGUAUAUUAUUAUUUUAAGCUUCGCCCAAGAAGAAUCGUGUGAUUUUAAUUAAACAUUCUCCUCGCGUACAAAAUACAUAGUUCGUAUAUUUUAUACUUUAUAAUAUAAUACCCAUAACAUAUAUAAUUAUUUUCUUAUACGGUGAAGUCUCUCUAUAAUUCAAAAUGUUAACGAUGUAAUUAUAUAACUUCAUUUCAAUCGCUUUUUCAACAGUAGAUGAAUAUUUAGAAUAUUUUUUUUUAUAAUUUAAAGUGAUAAUUCAUUACAAUGUAAUUGUUUUUUUUUUUUUUUUAAAGGCUGAUACCGCUAAUGAGAUAUUAUACAUGUAUAUUUAGAGUGAUUCAGUUUAUAUCUGUAUGCAACGAUAAAUCACUGCUAACGAAAGCGAUUCUAAGCAGAAUAUUAUUAGUCGUAUUUUUUUUUCUUUAUUACCAUGGGGAACAUAAUAUCAUAGUAAAACAAUCAUUCCUUGCUUCACUCUAAAGAAAAAAAAAACAUUUGGAUCACAUAACAUUAUUAAAACCAAAUGGCCUAUUAUUCUUUUUAUUUUUUUAAGAAAAUAACAUUUUCAAAUAAUAUAAUGGAAAAAUGAAAACUUAAUUUUUGUACAAAUAAAAUAUGACUAUAGUAGAUUGAAAAUAAAAUAAUUAUAAAUAAUAUUAGAAUAUUUAUUUUUUUUCAUUAGUAUUCAUUAUUGACUUGUAAAUAAUAAAAUAAUCAAAACUCAAAAUAAUUUAAUGAUCAUUUCUAGAUUUUGAGUUUGGCUAUUAAGGCUAUUACCUAUUCGUUUUCAUAAAAUGGAUUAUCGGUUGAUAAAAUUUCUCCGAUUAUUCUUUUAUGCCGUACCAUAAAAAACUUCCGCUCGAUAGUACAUUCGAAAAACUUGUCUAUAGAUUCCUAACAAGUUUUCUUAAAAUUAAAAAAAAAUCCUUGAUUUAUGGAUUACUUUUAUUUUACACGAGAAAAAACGCGACUAUAUUAUACAUAUUAUAUUACUGCAGUAAAUAAAUUAUAAUUUUAUAAUCAUACCAUGAUAUAUCCUAUAUACGUUCUGAACUUCCCAUCUACAACAGUGGCCUACCCGUCCAGGCUACCCGUGUUGCGAAAUAUGCCAUGCUUUUUAAAAAUUAUCAUUCAAGAUCUAAAAUAGUUUUCGUAAAUCUCUUUUCUUUUUUUUUUUCGGGAGUGGUUAUUAUUAUUAUCUUAAUGCAUAAACUUUUUAACAAAAAUAUUUUAUCUUCCCGCGUAUUAGCAACAAACCGUAAGACAUUAUGUUUUUUUAUAAAGUUAAGAAAGUUACUGUAUACACUUUGAAACUAAUGUAUGCUAGUAAUAGUAGUAUAAUAUAAUAAUAUUCGUUUGUGUUGUCAUUUGUUACAUAAUGAUCAAGCAAGACACGUAAGUAUAUGAGACUUUACAGUGAUGUGACUCGUAGUUCAAACGAGAAUAUGUACACAACGGUUUGAUGUCACGUCGUUUUAAUCAAUGAAAAGUUAUCGUAUUUUAUAUUAUCGUAUUAUCAUAGUUAUAUCAAUGUGAAACUUUCGAGUUAUUAUGAUUAUCGGUAUGUCACGGGAAAAAAAAAUUACUAUUUAAUAUUGCGGUUGAAAAAUGUAUAAUUACUAUGACUAUUUUUUUAGUAAAAAGUAAUUAACGAAUCUAGUUGAUAUGCGUGAUACAUUAUAGUUACAUUAUUAUAGUCUUAGUGAGUACUAUGAUUCAGUUGCGACUACUAUUUAUUUUAAUUAUAAUUUGUCAUAAUGCAGAUUAGUUAAAUUUUCUUUAACUUCUAAGUUAACGGAACUGAAGAUUAUUAUUGUUUUAUUCUAAACGAGAUUGGUGGGAUUUUUUCCAUUGUAUUGUUUCGCGAUCGGUCGUGGACGUACGUCUCUUCUCUGACCAACCACGAAUCACGAUAGUAUGUAUUAUUUUAAUACAUAAACGUUUUCUGUAAAGGUCGCAAAUUCACAAAAUUGAAAAUAUUACGUUAAAAUAAAAUAAUUAGGUAGAGUGUUUCCUAUAUUCGUGCUGUGAACGUAUCCGGACUAACAUUUGUAUCAGUCAACUAAAAUACGAUACUUACGUUAUUAUUUACAACGCGAAAUCGCCUUAGGCUUUCGACUGUAUAAUAAUUAAUAACCAAGACGAAUACUCGGUAAGCUAACAUUUUUUUUUUCUUAAGGGAGGACAGUUAUGUUUUAAAAAUUUGUUUUCGUUUUACGUUUUGAUUCUAACUGUAUGUAUUUAUAGUAAUAAUGCAUAAUGCAGAAUCGUUUGUGUUCGUUUAUGCGCCGACAAUGUUUUGACGAUCGUAUAGUAAUGUUUUUUCAGCGCGCUUAAACGUAUAAAUGAACCGUGAAUUCUUACUGACCGUGAUGACAUCGACCGAUAUGAUAUUAUGUGUUUCGAAGCGUUUUUAUACUGUUACAGUUUCUCUUCCGGGUGAUUUGUCAUCGAAUGAUAUUUUCAACCGUGCUGCAUGCAAUUUAUGUCCCGACGCUUUAGUACGCGACGAUUUUUUUUUUUUCAUCCCAAUGUUUUGGAAUGUUUUCGCUUUAUUAUUAUCAUCCGAUCGUCCGAUUUUUUUUUUUUUUUUUUACUGGUCUCAGAAUUUUUUCAAUAUCCUGACGGAACUUCAAUUAUUAUAACCGUUUGUCGUUUUUUUAUUUUUUUUUUUUAAUAUUAUUUUUAGUGUGAUAUAUUUUUGUCAGAAACGAUGUGAUUUACAGCCCGCAGUUCAAAUGUAAAACUGUUUUGCACGGACAAAAAACUACUCAGAUUUAUAGAAUUUAUAAAAAAAAUUAAAUGUACACUAUUAAAAAAUGAGAACGUGCACUGUACAACGUUGGUAUUAUUUUUUUAAAUAAUAAAAAUACAAUCCAAAAAAAGUAUUAUUUGUCAAAAUCUCAUAAUUUUAAUUCUUUUAAAAAUCAAACUUAUUUUGUAAUAGAGAUAUCGGAAAACUAAAACCAACGUUACACAAUGCAAGUUCUAUUUGUUUUACGGUGGAAAUUUAGUUUCAAAACUAUUUAAGUCCCUGGCCCAAGUAAAAUUUACCUACUCGCGCGAAACAGAUUUUCCUAAAUGUUUUUGUUAGUUGCAUUCAAUAAAUCCUUGUAAUAACGAUACGUAACUACUUUUAAUGUAUUUUAAAAUGAAUUUGAGUGUUUUUCAGUUGAUAAAGUUACAUUUUUCAAAAAAAAUCAAGAGACGCUAUACGCAACCCCUUACACUCGAGAAGUAAAGUGUCAUAUUAAUGAAAGCCAUUUGUGAACCGUAUAGCUAUGAUUAUUAUAAAACGAAAACAAACUCUCUCUUUUUCUCUCUCUAAAAAACUAAAAAAUAAAAAGAUGAUUUUACAUCUGUGUAGGUUCCAUAUCGAUAAUCAGCAAAUAAUUGGUUCUAGUCUGUUUUUGUUUUUUUUUUCUUAUAUGAAAUAUAUAUAUAUAUAUAUAUAUAUUUAUAUAGUAAAACGAUUCGGAAAAAACAAAGAAUAAAUAAUAUUUAUAUUCAGAAAUCACACGCUGCUGCAGGCUUAUGGUUUUUUUUUUUUUUUUUUAUGUAUAAAACCGUCCCCUGCCGUAUAAUAAUAAGCCGUUAAACAUUUCAGUUUUUAAAAAUGUAAACAAAACAAAAUCUCGUAUAAAUCUCACAAAUUGGACGUGUGCUGCGGGGGGGNGGGGGGGGGGGGGUAGUUUAGUAUGUCGCGCGCGGCUUUAUACUUCAAAAUUAUUCGUCAUUAAUACGCGCGUGAUAUUAUACUUAGGCGAUAUACAUUAUAUAUAUUAUAAUACCUAUGUAUUAUGUAUUUUUAUAUUUAUACUAUACUUUUAUAACUUCCGUAAUAACGAUCGUCAUUUUACAUAAUAAUAAUAUAAAAUCUCCCGGUAAGUCUAUCUGUUUCUCCCUCUCUCGAGAUCUCGAGCUAUAUUAUUCUGCCUCUUACCACCAUCCCAUAUCGUAUCCCAAUUAUAUUUUUAUUCUUCCUUGCAGAUUUCAAUUCUUUUCUUUUCUUUCCUUUUUUUUUUCUUUUAUUUCUCGAGGGGGUGGGGUUAUUGUCUAAAAGUUCGCGGUCUUUUUGAAAAUUUAUUUGAUCCCUUACCUACUAGAAUAUAUCUUCUAAACGUAUAAUGCAUAUUAGACGCCGAUGUUGUAUCUACUUAACACACUGCCGGCUUUGCGGUAAAAUGCCGUAAAUCUUUUAUACAAUUUUACUAAACAAGCGAAAAACUAUGGCAGAACAUUUACCAUUUUCACUUUUUUACUACUUGAAUAUAUCAUCCAUUUGAUUCUAUUUCCAGAAAAAUAAUUUUCGCAUUUUUCUGAUUUAAAAAUUUGAGUUGCGCAGUUUUAAAUAUAUAUACCGACUUACGAACUUUUUUAGUUGUUUUAUGUUGAUACAAAUUGUUGACCAAAUAGAUGUACAAUCUAUUUGGUCAAAACCUCGCAAGACGUUUUAAGUUCAUUUGAUUUUUAUUUAAAUAAUGUUAUUAAAUUGCUGCGUUUUUUUAUUUUAAAAAAAUCACUGUUCUUAUACAAACGUAAAAUCAAAAAAAAAAAAAAACCUCAAAUCCUUAAAACGUAAGUCUGGUUUUCCGUUUGUUGACGACACAUUCCAGAAUAUUAAAUUCUUUAUUAAAUGUUUUGUUUUAAAAAAAAAAUAGUAUGUACAUGCAUGUGAAUAAUUUCGAAAAUAUGCUAUCUAGCUAUUAAAACCAUGUGAAGAAAAACGCCUGCAAAUAGUAAUAUUUUUAUUUUAUCCGUAAAUAGUUGGUUGAAAAAAAACAAUUGCCUUUAAGUCUGCGGGUUCACACGGGGUAAGUAAAAUAUAAAAACGAAUCGAGUUAAUUGUUGCUGGGCUACGAGGUAACUUGAUUCAACGACAUUCCGAUAAAAAUAUUUCUAUAAGAUCGAAAUAUAACGACAAAUUCCGGCUUGGAAAAAAAAAAAAGGUUGAUCUGUGUGAACAAUUCUGGAUUUAUAUCUAAUCGCUUUGUGUGAAUCGCUGGUAUUAUAAUUUAUACAUUACUGCGGUUAACAUUCUGUUAAAAACCUGUGUCUUUCUUUCCAUAACAGGUACUGUGAAAUAAACGAAAAGGCCUUUAAAAUCAAUUUCAGAGAUUAAAAAACCACCUUGUUCACUAUAUAUUUUUGAGAUGACAUUUUGAAGACGUUGUUGACAUCAUUGGCGUUUUACAAUAUUAAUUUAAUUUCUAACUAUCCACACAUUAUCGAAUUUUUUUUUUAAUUAUCUAAUUUCUUAACUAAUAACAAUUAAUAUUAAUAUAGGUGGUUGGAAACUGUUUUCUAAAUUGUCUCUAUUUUUGUAAAAUUUGAAAACAAAUGUUUAACUUUUAAUAUACUUUUUCAAUCAAUCUUUUUCUCGAUACCAAUUUAAGGGGAAGGAAUACGGCCGCAUUUAUGGACAAAUAUUGCGUUUUAGACCAUUAAAAUAGAGUAAAAAUCAUGCACAAAUCAUCGCCGCUCGCUCAGUUUCAAUUUUAAAAAUAUAUUUGAAUUCUUUGGUUUCUUAUCUGUGUUUACUAGAAGUCAGUUGUUCGUAUUUCAUUUAGUUAAUUUAGUUUAUAUAAUUAGUUAACCUCCUUUUUUUUAAUACGAGUUUAAUAAAAAAAAAAUUGAGACAUUGUUCCCUGCAAAAUGUAUAAAAGAAGUAUACGAAAUUAAAUAAUUUUUCAAAACAGAAAUUGAAAGUAUUUUUAUUUUACUCUAGCUUAUUGGUCUAAAUUUAUGAAAAAACAAAUUGCUUUUAACCGUUUUAAAAAUUAAAAGAAAACGUCAAAGAAGUUGUCACCGUAAUGUCGACAUCUAGAAAUUUUAUAAUAAUAGGUGUUUUACUUCUGAAACCGAAUGUAAAGACCUGUGUUUUCGUUUGUUUUCCGCGAACGUUGAUUUUCGCUACACGUAUACGAUACAUGAUAUUAUGUUGUCCGCGUUCCAAAUGGAAAUAUAACUUAUUAGUUAUCGUGCUUAACCGGUAAAUUACUUCUUUCAAAAUACUUUAACGAAAGUUAUAGGCGUUACCGAUUUGCUGCGUUUCUACCCGAAACACAAUACUCAUUAAUAUUUUCAUUAGAUAACUUUGUAAUAAUAUUAGGUAAAUAUAUAUUAAUUUUUAAACUUCCUUUUAUAGACCUUUUUACUUAUAACAUAGCCGUAUUAUAGUUGUAUUGCUUAAUUUUAAUCUCAGGGGAGAUCGUAAAGUUUUAUACGUACUACGCUUACAAUGCGAACGGCUAAGAUAUUUCCGUGUAUAUUAUAUACGCAUAUCGCGUUAUAUUAAACCUCUGAAUCUGAAUUAUUAAUAAAUAAAAACCCAGUAUUAUAUACCUAGUGUAUACAGUGCGUGCAACCGCAGCAUCGGCGUGAACGAAUGGCGAGACGGAUAUGCUAAAAAGUAAAAACGUAUAACUAUUUAUGCAUAGCUACGUCACAAUCAUAUUUUAUCAAGACCGUUCGAAUCUUCUUUUACCACCCUCCCUCCUUCUCGCCAGUCCUUAUUCCCCUUUCAAAACUAGGUACACCCAACUACGUAAUGUACUCAGAUACACCCACUAAAUAUAUUCUGUAUUUUCUUUUGCUGUAACAUUUUUUAGAUUCUGAGCGCAGCGAGCAACGUAUUGGUUUUACUUAAUUGUUUACGCUCAUGAACAAUUUUUCUACAUGAAAUCUUACACGGAUUUUCAAGUGUUGCGUCUUUUCCGAAAACAUAUUUUAUCUAGUUAUGAUUCAUUGUGGAUAUCAUUUUUUGAUUUCACUUGUGGUUUUCUUAAUAAUUAGGUAAAACCCUAGAAAAAAUGUAGUAAGAAAAACGAGAAUGUUCUUAAAAAUAACGAUUCCGUUAUUUUAAAUUGUAGAUCAACAAAUAGAUUUUAUAAGCGGUGAUUUCUUUUCGUUUUUUUUUUUUUUUUCACAGCCUAGCGUAGACACUCUUUUUCAGCCGUAAUCGUAAAAGUCAACCGACAGCAAUGGUGUGUACUACAUAGAGAAGGUAGGGUUUUUUACAAUGUAAAAUUUAUAAUAUCGAAACCUCGGGUAAGUAUGAGUAUAUUAUCCCUUCGCCGAUGCCGUGUCGUAAAAAACACCUUUCGAUUCGACCUAAUUUUGUUUUUUUUUUAUUGCCCCCUCAAAAAUAAAAAAUAUAUUUAUAGUGUAUACCUAUGAAACGUUUCUUCAAAAAUAAUCAAUGGACUACCUGUAGAUGCGUAUGAUAUAUUUUUUAUGAUACUUACAUGAUAUUAUUAUGUACUAUUAUAACUGCGAUAAUAAUUUUUGUACGAAAAUAAGAAUUCUAUUCACAUUUUGGAAAUCGGUUAACAUUGGUUUGUAAACAUUUUAAAAAAUAUUUAUUCAUUUUUAACCAACAAUUAUAAGUCAGUUUUACGAGUUUCGUGAAAGUUUAUGACAUUUCGCUCGACUUUUGUUCUUUUUUUUAAAGUUAUUCAAUAUAUAUUUGCGCAGCAUUAAACUAUUUAUAAUUGAAAACGUUUCUGAAUAGAGUUUCGUUAGCUUUUUUUUUUUCCUCCGUGUUAACAAGAUAGCAAAGAAAUCAACAAAAGUUGUAAAACAAAUUGUUCGUUUUUCCAUUUAUUAAAAAAAACUACAAGGAAAAUCAUAAAAAGACCUACCCAAUGCACCGGCUAGAUCAUAAAUGAUACGAGAAAUUUUUGUGUAAUGUUUUAGAUUGGACCAAUAUUUCUGGUAGAAAAGUUGUUUACAGAUACAAAAAAUAACAAACACAUCAAAUAUAUAUAGUAAUACCAAUACAUUUCUCGCUUCUGUUAGAAUCUAAAAGAAUACAACUACAUAAAUACUGUUAAAUUUUUCCCACCUUUUUUUUUUUUCUUUUUUUUUUUUUUGCAUCAUAUUGUUUCUCUUGUGUUAUGUGCACCCUACUUAAGUACAACACGUUUGCAGAACACUAUAUCCCGAGGGUCGCUCGGUCAUUGUGACAGGUCGACACUAAUCCGCGGCGGAUUCACCAGAGGCUCCGGGAAAACAAUUUAUCUUGAGUUUAAAAGAGGAGCGAGCGAGCAGCAUACUCUACAGGGCACCGGGCGGAACAUAUAGUUUUAAAUAAUAAAAUAUAUAAAAAUAAUAUACAAAUAAAAGGACAAACACAGGGGUCGAGGAGGUGAAAAAAUAUACUUUUACGAGAAACUUUUCACAAUGUUUUGAAUAAUUAAUGCCGGAUGCGUUUUUCGUUUUUGUAUUUUUUCUAUUUAAUAUAGUUUUUCCACGACCGAUUUAUGAUGUAAAAUCGAAAAUUUGUCUGCGACGUUCCAAACGCUACAAAAAUACUAUAAUAAUCUGUCACGACGCGACCGCGAAAAGCUUUCGUCUGCUUUUCGCUUUUCUCGUGAGAAUCGUAAUUUAUUUAUUAACAGCUACAGUAUAAUUAAUUUUUGAUGUUGUUUUCAAUUAAUUACGAUGCGUUUCCUAACUUAGGAAUGUUAUUUAUUUUAUUAACUAUUUUUAAAAACCUAACCCGUUAUCGGGAAGUUAAUUUUCCAUGUUUGGAUAGCCUUAAUUUACUAUAGUACUGGACUAUUAGAUCGUACCGUUUAAGGUCGAAAUCAACGCUAAGCAGGUACACUAUCGUUAUCGUUAUUAUUUUUAAAAUGAUUUGAUCGCAAAAAUGCGCUGUUUAAAUUUAAAAACAUUUUUUUCGGCUAUUGUUAUUAAUAUAUUCGUGUUAUAAAAAAUACUAAUUGUUAAAACGACAUUCUCUCCCUCUCCAAAGUCCAAAACUUGAGUCCCAAUACCUAGCAAAAUACAUUUAUAAAUGCAUUCGCGUCUGGUAUUUUUGGCAGUCGGUAUUCCCUCGUGGCGAUUUUACCGCAGAAGUCAUUGUGACAUUUUUAUUUUUUCAAAUUUCAACAAAAUCAUCUUUAUUGUGUAAAACUACGACCCUUAAGCCAAAUUGGUCGUAUCGAGAGACUUAAAACUACUAUUACUACAACUACUUCAAAAAAAAAGUCUCUUCGUAUGUUAUGUAUAGAACGUAUAGUUUUGCUCGGUUGGAUUUAGUGCCAUUUUCUAUAAACCGCAGGCUAUGCGUUUUUGUGGACUCGUGAAUACCUUUCUCUAAAUUAUUCUUUCGUCUAUAUGUAUUGUACAGUAAAUAAUAAAUAAAAAAACUUUUUGUUUUUUUAAUGUUAUAGGCAGGUACAAUCCGCAUGUUAUAGAUACCGUUUAUUUAAUAUUGAUAAAUACACUAAUAAUAAUAUAUUUGUUAUUUUAAUAAUAAAAUUAUACAACUAUUAAUGAAUUUAUCCCGAGGACUUUGUUGUUUCUCGUUUGUAUUUUUAUUUGGUUGUAUUUUAUGUAGUAUAACUACCGGAAACAUUGUUUGUUUGCAUAAACUUACGGAUUAUAAAAGAAAAUUAAAAGUUUAUGUAUAAUAUAUAAGUAUAGUUUUGUGACAGAAAAUUAAUAAUAAUCAAUACGGAGAUAAAGUUCAAAUAUUAAUAUACACCGCGAGGGAAAAUUUGUUUAACGAAAAACUUUUUAUCCGCCCGCACACAACGUGGUUUAUAAUCGAAUUCCCAUCAAUCAUAAGUCCGCGACUCAAAUUUAUCUCCGGCACUCGUUUUUAUGAAAACACGUAAACUGUUUUAUAUUCCGCAGUUCUGUCAUUAUGUUUUUUUUUUUUAUUUUAAAAAUAAAAAAGAUGAUACUGCUCAUGGGUAAGCCACUGUUGCCGGAGGGUAAUCGCAAAUAUGAGAUACACAGAUAAAUGUGGUUUAUAUAUUAUAUUGAACGAUUUUUCAAAAAAAAAAAAACGAUUCUAAGCGGGAUAGUAUAUAAUAUUAGUUGUGUUGUUUUGCUUUGUUACCUUGGUAACCUUUGUCGAUUACCAAUCGGAAAUCGACAAAAAUCAAAAAAUGCAUAAACUAUACAAAAAUUAAUUAUUGAAAAAGAUUUUUUAUUUGAUAUUCAGCAAGAUUUCUGUCAGAAAAGUUAUUUAUAAACAAAAAAUGAAAAAAUACACCAUAUAGUAAAAUCGAUACUUUCCUUACUACGCUCAAAAUCUAAAAGAAUAUAUUAUCAUAUGUCUAUGAAAACGUUUUUUUUUUCCGCGGUCAAGUCUGGAAACAAUUUAUUAUUCUUUGUUUUUUUUUUUUUUUUUUUUUUUUAAUUCCCCUCAACCGUAGUGUGUAUACAAUUAUUAUAUAUGUUCAUUUGUCCGAAAAAAUACAUAUAUAAAUAAUAAUACAUUUCCAAUAAGUCAUUCGUAGGUAUUAUAUAUUUAUUUCAAACUUUAUCCGAAAAUUUAGCGAAACGUAAGUUGUAGAUUUUUCUUCCAUGCCGAACCUCUUCUUUUUUUUUUUUUGUUUUACUCUUGGGAGUAUUUCAACUCUAUACAUAUAAGCCUCGAGACGUUUACAAUUUACUAUAUGUAUUUUCGGCCCAUCCCGUAAACGGGUUUCUCGAAUCGUGUUUUUAGUUCACAACUUCAAACUCUCGCCCAAAAACACUACACAAAAACUUAUUUGUCGAAUUGAAGUUUAUUGUUAUUAUACGUACCCACCCUACCAAUACCUUCGAUGUUUAUUAUCAUACUAUUUACGGUAUAAUAUUAAUCGUUUUAAAAGAAAAAAAUCGUUCAAAUUAUAGAUGCCCGGGAGUAAUACGUGAUAUCAAAAAAAAAAAAAAAUAAAUAAACAUUCGAUGAUCACUACAGAUGUUUACAAUUCGGUUUUAAUUCGUUAUUAUUUAUAUCACAUAAUUAUUACAUUCAACCUUGUUUUUUGUCUGCACACAUUAAAAUGGUCUAGAUAGUUAUACCUUCAUAAUUUCUGGAUGAUACACAAGAACCAAUAUUGUUAUCUGGGAUAAAUAAUUGAAUCGUUUAGAUUUUUUUUCAAUCGUAAUAAUUUUUCUAAUAUCCGUUAUAAAUAAUAGGUAAAAUAUUUAAUUUACAUUAUUUACAGUAAUAAUAAAUAGUACAUAUUAUGGUUUAAUGGAUCAUAAUUAUUAAUAGUAAUACUGUACGCAUGACAUUUUUGAAAUCUAGAUUUGUACCAAAUUUGAUCCACUUUCUUACGAUGACAAAACUUUGCGGGACAGCAAGUAUAUCGCAUAAUAAAAUACUCACUACUUAUAACUAUUUUAUUUACUCGGAUAUUUUAAAACCCUAAUAUAAUAUUCGUAUAGUACCUACCGUAUACUCACGUGGAACUGUUUUAAUUUUUCUUUCAGUUGGUAUAUCUCAGAGCCAAAUAAAAAAAAGUUAUUGAAUCCGAAUUGCAUUUUAAUAACACGCCGUACUUACGUUUUAUUUUUAAAACGCUGUUUGGAAUUGAAAUAUUUUAGCAAGUAUACGGCAUAUCGCGAUAAAAUAUAAACGCGACACAUAAACAGCGGGCGAAUCAUCGUCAUCUUCGGGACGUUUUUUCGUUGUUGACUAGUUAUCGAUAUGCGAACUGUAUAACUGAUUUUUGUCGAACAUUUAAAAAGGAUGAUAAAAAAAAAACAAUAAUAAUUAUCAUAGUAGUUUAGUAUACUAGUGUUAAAAUAAAAAGAACAGUACGUAGGUAGGCAUUAAAAUAUAUCGCCACUUUUUCUUUUCGGCUGUGCGUUUGACAUAAAAGUUUAUCAAGCUCGUCGCAUAUCUGAACCCGUUUAAAAAGUUUUUCUCUACCGUUACUCGCUACCUAUUUAAUGAAGUUCGUUCAUUUACUGCACUAUAGAAAUAGCCAGAGACUCGUUUCGUAUGUAUUCGUAUCGAUAUUAAUAAUUUCCCUGAACGACUAUUAUUGUAAUAUACAAAUCAUACCGUUCGUUUAUCUAGAAAUUGCCUGGAAAAUCGUCUAUAUAACCGCAAACGUCGAUCUUUGUGUAUUAAUAAUGGAAUUUUUAAACACAACGAAUAUCUAAAAUUCGUACAUGAAAUUUCGGAAAAGGAGAGGAACAAAAAUGACGAAUUUACACUAAUGCAUUAAAACUUAUGCUAUAAUACAUAUAUCAAACCGCGGGAAAAUUAAAAGAGUUAAUACGUUAAUAUCGUUUUAUUACGAAAAAAUCCAAAACUCCGAGACGAUUUCAAAUGGAAUAGUAAUAAUAGUAAAAAUCUACAUAAAUGAAUACAAUAAGUCAGAUUCUGUAAUAAACUAUAAGCUGCAGAGUACCUAUUAUAAUAGUAGGCUUACGAAUGAAGCUGCAUUUAUUUUGUUAUAGUAUGUAGAAAAGAAGACUACGGUUUAUGUAUUGUGACUUUAUGGACCACAGCCGAUCAAAGAAGCGAAAAAUGAUAUCGGAAAAAUUCUACGUGUGGUACGUUCGUAAAAACAGAUCGAUCUGUGUAAUAUUUGUAAAAAAAAAUGCAUAUAAUAUCGCUACUGUUUGGUGGCAUUUUCCCGAAUUAUAAAGAAAACUAUUCGGGAAAUAAAAAUCACCCCUCCAAUACGCCAACUAAACGGCGUGUGUUACGAAAAACAAAGCCUGAAGUAAAUGAUCAGAACAAGAUUUCUGCAGGUAAAAAUAAGUGGUUUACAGAUAGAAAAAAAGGUGCACGCAUUAUUGCUUCGUUCAAAAAUUUAAUUUUUUUGUUUAUAGAGUACAGAACUGGACUUUAACUGACUAUUUUGAAAAUACACAAUUAUAAUUGUACACUAUAUAUAUAAUAAAUACUCGUAUAUUAAUUAUGUCAUCGUCUAUUAUACGUAUUAAUCAAAUUUUAAAAUCGAAAAUGUUUGAAACGGAUAAAAAAUUAGUUUGCCGACAUUAGUGUCUAAAAUGGCGCAAACAAAGAUAAAACUAAAUAAAGUACUCGUUUAAACGAUUUGACAUUAUUUUCCGAACGGACCGAGGACCGGUGAUAACGGAGAGGCGAUUUUCUAAUGAGAAGUAUAAUCAGCGUUCAAAAAAGGGGGCGGAGAACCACUAAAAAAUGUAAAAUAUCAAAAAUAAUAAUAACAAUAAUAAAAAACCAAAGCUAUCGAAAAUAUUCGGUUCCUUCCGAUUCCGUCAGAGGUAAUAUGUUUAUUGUAUUGUAUUAGGUCAUAGGCAUUAUGCCAUUUUUGUUUGGGUUUUGAAAGCGAACAAAAAAAAUAUAUAUACGUAUACGUAUAAAAAAAAACUAAACCGUUACAAUUAUUAUUUAUUUCGCUAUUUCGGCGUCUUUUUUUUUCUUUUUUUUUUUUUUACUGGCUUCCGUAUACAUUAUUAGGUUCGCCGUAUAUCAGCAUUUAUACAUAGGAAUAAUAGAAUACGUUUUACUAUAUUAUAACCUACCUAUCUACCUACCUCUGUAAUAUAAGGGAGCCCGCCGAGUUCCAUUAAAAACCCACCGACUGAAUAUCGGUUCCCGCGAUGUAAUCGAAUGGUACGAAUAACGCUCACAAUGAAGUCUAUACAUACGACAUUUUCACUCUAUUUUUCGUUUUACUCCUCCGCCAAUACCCGUCGCCGUCGAUGAAAAGAGAGUGCGAACGAGUCCAUUUAUGCCUUUUGCAUGCGUCGUCGUGUGCACGCUUCACUUGUUCGCACCCCGAAAUACUGAGCGUACUAUAUACCUAUUGAUGAAAAUAAUUUCUUUUUUUCACCUCCCUCCCCCCCCGUCACCCUAAAAUCCCAAAAACGAAUUUGUCAAAACGUUAAUUUUAUAAAAUGUCAGUUAUACAAACUAUGUAGGUAUUUAUUAUAUUCACUGCAGAAAAGCGUACACGUCGAACACAAUUAUUGACUGUGGACAUUUCAAGUAAUAUACUUUAUGCGUAGUUACAAAGAUAAAAGUUCAAUUUGCGUACUUUUGUUUUAUUAUUAAUUUGAAUUUUUUAUUACGAAAUUUUAAUCUAAACCUUCUAAUCAGUGACGAGAUUAUUUUGAAGUAGGUAUACACAAACUAAAUUGAACAUCGUUCAGUUCUAAUUCCAAUUUUCAAUUAUAACUUGUAUACGGUUACCUAAAUAAUAAAACAUAUUCAUUUGAACGCGUUAACUCGUUAAUUUUUUGUUUUCAAUUUACUUAAUAUACAUUAAUAAUAUAGUUGCCUUAUUAUUAUUAUACUCAUUUACUCAUUAACUUGCCCAGCCCUGAUUAUUGGUACUAACACUUUUUUAUUUUUAUUAUUAUUUUACUUUUAUUAUAAUAACAUUUAGUAGUUUUAAAUAACUAUAAGUUAGUACCUAGUUAGUUAGCUUGUUAGUUAAUGGGUAGUUCUAGCAUUAUAAAUAAUAAUUAUUUUAAAGUUACAUUUUCUUCUUCUUUUCCUUCGCCUUCAUCGCAACUAUUUGGGGUCGGCUACUCUCGUCCUAAACUUUCACUUGACCCGAUCUCCCACCACACACCAUUUCAGACUUUGUGACUUUUUGAUAACUCUAAAAAAUUAUUUCUAAACGGGAAAAAAAUACGUAACACUUAAAUUAUAUCAAAAUGAUGAUUUAAUGCGAAAUAUAUAAUAUGUAUAAAAAAAAAAAAAUCGAUUCAUAUUGUAUAAUGUUCAUUGUGUAUCUUUUUAAUUCUAUAAAAAUGUUUAUAGAAUAUUCCGGUUGAAUAAAACACGAAUUUUACCCGUUUGAAACAUUAAUUCUUAAAAAAAAAAAAAAAACAUCGCAACAAACUAAUUUAUAUAUUUCAGUAUUCUAUACAUCAUUUUUUUAAACAAAUACAAAUUCAUCGUAUUCUAUUUUUUUUUUACACUUUCAUAUAUAUGUAUAUAAACAAAUUAAUAUUAUCUAUAUCAGCGAUAAUUAUAUCGCUCUUUUGUAACCUCAAUAUUGUUUGCGGUUGUUUUUUCCCUGCGCGUUGUAAUUCGAUACCUAUAUAUUAUAUUAUUUACUAUGCACAUUAAUGGCAAGGUGGUCACUUUAUUUUAUACUUAAUAAUACGUUUGAAAAUAAUAUCUGAACGCGUGUAUUGGAAUCGUUUUUUUUACACAUUAUUCGUUUCUCUCGUGUUUUUACGAAUUAGUAGGUUCACAAAACAACGAACAUUGAAUAUAAUAUUAUAGAUAAAUCCCAUGACUCGUUUUAAAUGCGAUUCUCGUGCGUCACAAAAUUUAAUGUAUACAUUUUUUGUUAUUAAAUCGUGUUCUUAUAAUUAACUUAACUAGCAUGCACUGUUCUCGGUUGAUAGAAUAUCACAAGACAAUAUGCAUAAAGGACUUAAUAUUAUAAUAGAUAUAUUUGCGAUCUUGAUUAAUGAUUUCCAAAUAUUAUAUAGUUUCGAUAGAUAAUUUCUGAAAUAUAUUUUAAUAUUUGUUUGUUUGUUCAUAUAUUUCUGUCAGAAAUCUUGCUUCAAUCAAAAAUUGUCUAAGAACGUUCGCGUAGCAUGCUAUUUGAUCUGAUUGGUGGUUGGUACCUACAUUCAAGAAGAUAUUUUUUGAGUUUCUUUGUAGUUUUUUUAAUAAAUGGUAAAAACUAGCGACUUUUUAUAUGAUUUUUGUUGAUUUAUUGGUUACCUUGGCAACAAGAGAAAAAUACUACUAACAAUACUAACAAAAUAGCUGAUACUGGGGAUGAGAGCGGCCACUGUUGUAGGUGAGAAGUUGGGAAUGUGGGAUACAUAAAGUUAUUUUAUUUAUAUCUAUAAGCAACGAUAAACCAUUGCUGACGAAAGAAAAUUCCGAGCGCAGUUGGGUAAUACAUAAUUUGAAGUGCCGUAAUUUUUUUUUGCGAUUUUCGUUUAAAUUUGUUUACGAAAUAUGAGUAUACUGUCCAUUUUUCAAGUCACUACAAAUAUUUUUAACUGAAUUACAACAAUUUCGUCUUCUAGUUUUUCCGAAUCAUUAUAAAAUCAAAAAAAAAAAAAAAACGAUAUGUGCCAUAAGAAACUAGAUGUAUAAUGAAACCAAAAACGGUUUCUUGUCAUUUUUCGAUUAAAGCACUUUUCCUAACAAUAAAGUUUUCAGUAUUAUUGUAAAAUAAUGAUAUCGUAAAAAUGUACGUUAUUCCUAUGUUUUUUCCUGAUUAUUAUGAAAACUAAUCGGAAAAUCAAAAAAACGAACUGCAUCAUUAAAAACAAGAUUAAUAAUUAAACAAAAAAGGUCUCUUUUCGUUUGGAGCCAUAUUUAUGCUAAAAAACGUGGUAGGUACUUGUUAAAAAUAACGAAAUCGUGAAAAAAAUCGAAUUUUUCCUGGCUAAUCGUUUUUAUUUAAAAAAUUGCCGUCAAAAAUCAAAAAAUGACCUCUUUAAAGUACAAUCUAUACAACUCGAGAUACACGCAAAAAUCGGAGCAAGUUUACUAGGACAAAACGUGUCCACAGACUAGAAGAAAGAUAGAAAGAAUAAAAAAUAAACAUCUGAGCAAAACCAAUAGUUCCCUUGCAAUGCUCGGAAUCUAAAAUUGUUUCUCAUUCAUAACGACCCAUCGUUGCGAACGGAUGUACAUUGAACUACUCUAUUCCAAUUUUCUUCCUAAAAACAGCGGCACGUCCAUCGGCAUUAUUAGCCUUUUUUCCCCCCUUUAAUUCUGUUCAUUUAAAUUUUUACCGUGUAUUUUCUCUAACAAAUAUUUUUUCGACAUUUUCACUACCGUGCAUAAUAUAUUUCAAUAAAACUCGUAAACGUAUAAACCUAUAUUAUAGACAUUAUUAAUUAUGUAAAUAAUCGAAUAAAUAUAUUGAAUAAAUUCCUAUGUUUAUACGGAUAAUAUUUACCAAAUAAAUAUAACUAUAACACAUGGUUAAAACUCCGGUAAACAAACUAAAACUAAAGUUUGUGUUUUGCAUCAAUUUUCUCAGAAACUUAUAUGUUUAUUACCGCGUGACUACCUCUCAUAUAGUAUAUAAUAAUAAUUGAAACUUUAUUGUUACUAUCAUUUUUGGACAUGCGUGUUUUUGGUACCUUACAUGGUAAUCAAAUUUUAAGAUUCUGAGUGUAGCGAAGAAUGUAUUGGUUUAACUAAGAUGUUUUUUUUUUUAUAUAUAUAUACUGUUUACAAAAAUUCUGCCAGAAGCUUACUUAAGAUGUAUGUAAUGUAAUUUUUCGAUUUUCUCACAAGUUUUUCCUUUAAAUAAGAAAAACGGGAAAAUAGGUACAAUAUUAAACAAAUAUUAUAUUACGAUAAUAUGACAUAUAUAUUGUUGACAAAGCAUCACUAUCAACUGACCUCCGCUCAGAAUUGUUUUUUCGUAACUAAUGGCUUAUCGUUACUUAUAGAUGUACAUUCAAUUCCCUUCUGUAUCCUACCUUCCCAACUUCCCACCUACAACACUGUCUGUACCCACGUGCGAAGUAUGUCCGUCUUUUUUAUACAUUAUAUUUACUAUUGAUAAAAAGAGCCAGAAGGUGGGAACUAUUACUCACUCUUAUAGGUGGAAAGGGGGGGGGAAUGGGACACAUAAAGUUAUUUAAUGUAAACCUGUAACCAAUGAUAAACUAUUGAUAACGAAAAAGAUUCGGAUUGAAGUUCGGUUUAAAAUGUUUUAAAAGGCCAUAAUAUUUAUUAUUUUUGUCAAAAUUUGAUUUAAAACUCUAAUUAAAAUAAAAUAAAUGAUACUUUACAAUGUUUGUAUUAUUUUUUUUUUUUUUUUUUAUCACUAUAUACGGCUUAUAAUGAACUUCCGUCUAAUUUUCAAACAUUUCUAACAGUUUAUUUACAGACUACCUACAAAAUAAAAAUUACGUAAAAAAAACUAGCAAAAUUUAAAUGUCUAUAAAUAGCAGCUCAAAUAUUUCGAAAGUUUUACCGCGUCUGUAAAAACAUAUUUAAGUUUUCUGUUAAAAUAUAAGUCUUUACGAAUAUUUUUAACUGAAUUAUUACGAAUAUUACAAAAACAAAAUUCAAAGUAAUAAAAGCAUUAUUAUUUUUUUAUAAAAUCUUUCUUCUUUUUUUUUCUUUUUCGGCAAUGCUAAAUUAUUAAUAAAACUACAACGAAAUUGAAAAAUGAGCAACUUACUGAAGAACUAGAUUAAUAAUGCAAUAAAAAUGUCUCUGUCGUUUAUCUAUAAGAGCAAUAUGUCUGAUAAAAAAAAAAAAAAAAAAAACGUGACAAUUAAAACCAUAAACCACCCAGUUUACGAAUAAAAUUUAAAAAAAUAAAAUGGUAUAAUUUUACUAAAAAUAGAACAUAAUACAAUAACAUAACAUAAUAUAAUCUGGCGAUAAGUCUGCAAAGAAGAAACAAAAUAAUUUAUGCUUUAAAUGCCGUAAGCCGUUAGUCAUGAGCUGUAUAGGCAUGACUCACGGCGACUGCUGAUACAUCGUCUCUAAAGCAUUUCGCAAUUUCUCAUUAGUCACGAUUGGACAAUCCUCUCCCCCUCCCAUAAUUAAGGAUUAUAUUUAUUUAUUUAUUUUUUUUUUUUGUUAACUCGUCUGAAUCAAAUAAUGUCAAAAGUAAGUAAGCAAUUAAAAUAAGUAAUUAUAGGUUUUUCUAGUGAUGGUGCUAAGGUUACGUAAUUUCAACACAUUUAAUUCAGGUGCGUAAUUGGAGUGGCAAGUUGUUUGGUCGCGUCCCUUACUUUUAAUGUAGUCCCAAUUAGCCCGCUGAAUUAUCGCACCAUUAUUUAUGUAAUUAAAAUUGAACUGUAUAUUUACGUUAUUGGUAUUUUAAUGUCAAUCGCGCUAUUAAUUAAACCAAGUGAACAAUAAUGUGUAUAAAUUUAUCUAUAAUCGUUGCUUAUCAUACUGGACCACAUAUGUUGUAAUUCUUACAAUCUUAGUUCAUGGCGCAAACAAUAUAUACUAAACUUAAAAAUCGCCGGUAUCCACUUAUUUAAAAUAUAUUUUUUUUCUUUUUUUUUUCAGAGCAUUUUACUUGAGCAAAAAUGAUAAAGUAUAUAGCACAAUUUAUAAAUGUAAAUAUAAAGUGCUUUUCGUUUCUUUUUCUUUUUACUGCGUUUUUCUUUUUUUCAUCUUUUUCGUACUUGUUAUGCGUUACUUAAUGGUUUUCACAGUUAAAGAUAAUCAAUUAUUUAUUAUCUUUUAGUUUUUAAGUUGUUUUUUACUAUUUAGGUCCGUGAUCAAUGAACAAAAUUAAAAGCUUGAUAAUGUACAUAGGUAUGAUAUCUAUUACUUCAAGGACUGAAUAAAUUUCUAAAUGAACAGCUUAAAACACACGAAAAUAAAACAUAAAUGACACCCUUGAUUAAAUAAUGAUGAAAUUAUUGAACGGGUUUUUUCAACCAAUUACAAAAUACGAGUAAUAUUAUACAACCGUGUCUUCAACGACAUCAAACAAAAUGUUUUUUAAUUGUAUAAAAUCUAAAAUACCGAACUGGAAUACAUUGGAUACAAACUAUACUAUAAGACUUAGAAAAACAAAAUAUCAGGUUUAAAUAUCAUGUUAUGAUAUUUAAUAAUAUGGACACAAAAUUUUCAAUAUGCCAAUAAAUUCUACAAAAAAAAGUGUAAAGAAAAUAAUUUCGUCAAUUCGAAUCCAAUGUGUAUAAGUUAUUGAAUUUACGUAUAUUUUUACUAUUUUUUCCGAAAAUAAAAAACACAUUGCAGAUUUUACAAAACCUAUUUAUUUUCGAAAUAAAUUGUUAAAAUAUGUAAUAAUAAUAAUUCACAACUAUCUGAAAUCACACGCAAAAUUACAUAAUAAAUAAUAAUUCAACAUUAUUAUUUUAUAAAAAUAAAUGUUAUCAUAGAGGUUGUGCGUACAUUGAACUACGAAGUCAGGUCGUUCACUCGCCACGUGCACCUUGAACCGUGUUUAAGUAAUUAAAAAAAACUAAUAAAAAUUAUUAUUAUAAUAAAUAUUCCUCGGUCAUUGCCGCGAAAACCAUUCGAAAUGUCGAGUAUACUAUGGACCCCUGUCACCAUCCGCCGUGCGCGCCGGUGGACUAUCGUUUAGCGUGCGAUUUAUUAUUUUCUGCCCGAGAACGAGUUUUCCUGACCAAAACACUGGUCUCCGAUCUAAUAUAGGUAUUUUAUGUAUGAGCUUUCUUAUGACGAAUGACGUCCAAUUGCCGUGCCGAAUUUGCCGGAUCGUUGAUUUUAGUUUCUGAGCGCAGCGAAUAAUUUAAUGGUUUUACUAGUUGUUACGGUUUUUUUUCUGUAUGUGAACGACUUUUCUUCCAGAAAUCUUGCUCCGAACAUCAAAUGUAGCAUCUUUUCCAAAAGACAUAUUUAUUCUAGUUGUUUCAUUGAGAAAGGCAUUUUUUGAUAUUCCUUAUAGUGUUCUAAAUAAUUAAGAAUAACCUCUGGACCAAAUGAGUUCAAACUCGAGAAUUAAGCCGUAUUGUAGGCGGAUCGAGGUAGUAAAUGUUGGUUUAAAUUUUCAAUGUAAAUUUAACCAGGUUUUUGCGGGACAAAGGUGUUUUUUUUUUAACUUUGGACACUUCUACAUGGGUAUGUAAUUUUGUGUACAAAUGUACAUUUGACUUUAGUAUAACGGAUCUGUUUUGUUUGUGGGAGAGCGUUUCGUUUUCCAAAAAAAAAAAGUGGAGAAAUUCUACUCUAAAAUAACGCAGCUCUGCCACUAUUCGCGGGUGUUUUUUUUUUUUUUUUUUUUUGUAAUAAAUAAUUUCUCUUGCAUAGUUAACUGCAAAUCUAUAUACGUUAAUAAAUAGGUGUUCUUUCGUUUAUUAUUAUCGUUUUUGUUACGCGGCACGCGUUGUUUUUAUAUUUGCAAUACUAUGCACAGUUGAGCUGAUGACCGCAACCGCCGUAUAAACAUCGUUUGACGGUCGUGCGUACGUUGCCAGACUGAUAAAAUAACACAACACAUUAUUAUUAUUGUAAUGGCCGUGUGCCGCGGACAGACGUCCUGUACGCGAAGUUGUUGUUGUUGGUUUACGAAGUUAAGGAGACCAGUAUAACCUAUUUUUAAAAGCAAUAACUAGACGUUUUAUGCGAAGUGUACACACGCUGACUGCGAGUCGUGUUCAAUGCAUGCGAUGCGAGUCGUAAACGAACGUUAUUUUUUAUUUUUAUUUUUUUUUUUUUUAGUGUGUGCGAGUUUGCAAUCCGUCAACGCCUCGUAUACUCUCUGCCCACUCGCACCACGCACAUGUCAAUAUAAUAAAUAAUAAUUCUUAUAAUAUAUCUAUUUAAAAAAUAAAACAACUAACAGUUAAUAAUAAUAAUAGUUUUCUCUCCGUGAAUGUGAUUUUCAUCUUUCUCGCGGUUUUGCAGUUCUUUCAAUUUCGAAAACUGACGGCGCUCAUCGAAUUCACGACGUCGUCGUUCACGCCGUUUAAACUUGACGUGAUUAAUAAUAUUUGAAAAGCACACACGGCGAAACGGGAUCUUUGACAUUUACGUGUUCGAGAUAAUCUCGAAAAUAAAAAAAAAUUAGAAUAGGCGUAUUUCCAAAAAUGUCGAAUUCGUCGUUUUAAUCGAACAGUCCGCCUAGACGUGAAAAUAUUCGAAAAAUAUGAAAAUAUCGUCUUGAAACCGAAACUAAUGGUUGCAAAUUUGCAUAAAUCAUUCGUAUAAUUUUAUGUUGAAAAUCGGUUCCCCGAAAUACAUAAUAUUUUGUACCGUAAAUUUAAGCAGAGUUUCAUCACUAUAUUAUUGAAUUUUUCACCAGCUUACUUGCCGUUAACAUGUUUUUUUUCCUUUGAAAAAUGAUAAGGAGUGUUUAGCUUAUAUUAAAGUUGUAUACUAAAAAAAAAAAUAUUUCGAGAUUUUUGAUUACACACUAACAAGUGGUGGGAGGGGAAUUGAAAGUUUAAACCUUCUAAAAGGCACAUUCUUGAUAUCGAUUUUAUUUAAAUAAACUCCGCUAUUUUCUGUGAAAACAAAAAUCAAAGGAUAAAAAAAUGAUUAGGGAGCGGAUUAAAAGGGUACAUGCACUGUAGUGGUCUCUAUUUUCUGAGAAAAUCCAUCAAAAAAUCAUGACUACGGAUGUUCAAUAAUUUUCUGUUCUCAUAUAAUUUAGGAAUAACUUUUGAGGAUCCUUUUUGUACCUUAUUUUAAUUGCUGCACCAAGUUUAAAAAAUGUUUAUAGGGUACAAGUACUUGGAGUAAAAUCGCAUGAAUCUAAAAAUCUAAACUGACAGAAAUUAUUAUGUUAUUGUGUAUAUAUUCUCGUUGUUUCUGAGUUUCCUGCGUCUCUGCACUAGCUAAAGAACAUUGGUUAAUCUUCCCCAAAGUUGAUGAUUGAAACGAGAUUUCUUGUCGAAAACUGUGAAAAAUAAAAACCAAACGUCGUAGUAGACUGAUAACUCGCUCGUCAAAUUAUUAAAAAAAAAAAAAAAAAAAAAAAUGAUAACAAUUAAACGGUAGCACAUGUCCGGAUACGUCGAUGACCUCGCCCCUGAAUAAUAAUUUAUAGUACACGCAUACACCAUAAAGGCGAUCAUGUGAAACAAAAAUAUCUAAGUACAUUAGGAACGUUAGCUACUAUACAUAAUAUUAUUAUUCGUUAGUUAGUGCGCCUUUCGGAAAAAGUAAUCGCCCGUAACGCUAAUGGCGUAUUAGUGUAACGCGGACGAAAUAUGUCACAAAGUUGAUAAUUUAUAUUCAUUGUUGUUGCGCAUACGUUGUUGUAAAUAAUAAUAAUAAUAUUAUAAACCUGCGGUACACGUUAUUUAUAGUAUUAUCCGUCUGCCCUCCCCCCCCUCGCUUGUUUAACGUCCGAUUAUUUUUAAGCGGGUUUUCGUUUUAAUUCUGUGCAAGGCGAUUGUUCUAUCCGGUCAUUAUUUCGUAUGAUGUACACGAAGACGUUGAGUAAAUUUAAUUUUGAUAGUUUCAUUUGACAAUUGCGUAUUAUGAUGGAAUUGCACAGGGGUAAAGAGAUUAUUAACCGCGUACAGCAGCGUUCCAGAACUCAACACAAUAUAACAGUGAGUAUAGGAAAAACUUGUUGAAGAUAUAAUACUACGUACCGAUUGAGUGAAAUCAGUGGACAGUGAACUGCGCGAUCGAAGAGAAAAAUUAUAGAAUCAUUUAAAAUGCGACGGUGACAUGACGUUACUGUUAGGCGUUCAAGAUUUUGUCCUGGUGCAACAGACAUUAAACACAAAAAUUAAUGAAACGGACAAUUUUUUUUUAUCGAAUUAUAUAAAAAAAAAAAAAAAAUAUAAGAAUGGCCAAAAAUAUAGUUUGUCGGAGUUGAAGGUUACGCAGAAGAUACAACUCAAAGAGAAACACAAGGAAUGGAAUGUCUUAAGGGCAUUUGAAUGAGAUGAGUUGUCGGAUUUUGAGUUUUGACAUACCGUGGAAAUCUGCAGUCAACCAAUCGAAAUCUUCAUGGACGAUAGAGUUGGUCCGUGAUAAAGCAAUCAAACGAUCUGAAUUCUCAAACGAAGCAAUACUUCAACGCACACUUAUUAUCCAAUGACCGUUUGACGAGUUUUUCGAUUGUCUAUACCUAUACUAUGAUUAUCUUUGUAUUUUUAAGAUCAAUACGGGCUACCCCUUGUACAACACCGCUCUCGAAAACCGUCCGUUUAAAUAAUAUCGAUUUGUUUUCUUUUUCUGUUGAACAUUUUGAUUUAUCGAUGUCCUUUUGAACAGAUCAGUUAUAUAUAUAUAUAAACUAUAUAUAAUAAUUUAUUGUUUACAUCGGAGUUCCGGUACGCAGAGAAUAAAUAUUUAUUUUUCUCUUCCUCCGUGUAUAUGAUGAUGAAUUCUGGCGGCAAGAAACUCCGUAUAGAUCCAAUAUAAUAAUUAUAUUAUAUACUAAUUAAAUUUAGUUUACAAUGGAACAACAAUAAAAUAUUAUUAUAUUUAUAUUAUAUUACUUAGAAGUGUGUUUGGACCAAAAAUAACCCAAAAACCUUCGUGCACAGACGUGUUGUUCUGUUGAAAGUAAUGGUUGAAUAAAUACAAAUUAUAUUUUUUUUAAAAAAAAAAAAACCCCCAAUAUUCCGAUAGAUAUCGGAUGCGUAUACUUGUGUUGUUACUAAAGCGAUGUGGCGGAAACACCCAGAUUAUGAAUUUUCGGUUUUAAAAUCCGCGAUAUUAAGAUACAGGUAAUGUUUUUUUUUUCUAUUUUCUAUUUGUUCCGUGCAUUCUACCAAUUUACUAGUACGGGCGAUAGUAUUGAUUCAGGAAAAAAAAAAAAUAAUAAAAGCGUCCUAAUUCAGCGUUAUGAUAUAUGUUUAAGAAACUCGAAUUUACGAUAAAUUUCGAAUACCUGAACGUUGAGACCAGUCCGGAUAUUCCCCAUCGUCACAAUAAACGCGUACGAUUCUAUCGAACGCUCAUAUUUUAAAGCAUAUGCAUAUUAUGGUUAUUAUUGUUAUUAUUAUUAUUAUUAUUUUUUUUUUUUUUUUUAGUUUAUUUAUUGCACGUUAUACGAAUUAACACGCAAAUGACAGGACUAUAAUAAAAGAACAUUGCACAAGUUAAAUUUAAAACUUAUUGGAAUUGUUUUACAACACAAGUUUUUUUUCUCCCGUGGAAUUUCGAUUAUUUCUUCGUGCGCGUGAUAUUAUAGGCGACGAGCUUCGUAAUAUUCAGCGAGAAUAAUUCGACAAAGACGUUUUGUGUUAAUGUUUUAAUAUUGUGCUUACUUAAAAUCCAACCGCUACGGUACAGAUUUUAAAAUUAAAUUACGUUCUCAUUUUGUGCUAUUGCGCGUAAUAAUAUAAUUAAUAAUUAUAAUGGCGAAUCCCCGAGAGAGCGAGAGAGAGAGUAAUUUUUUUUAUCCAGUAAAAACGCAUUUUAAUAGGUAACAGUGAUUUUAAAAGAACAUAGUAAUCAUAAUAAUAAAAAAAAAUGUUUGGUUAGUAUUAUUGUAAAAAAAACUUUUACCCGCAGAAUAUUGGGAAGUUAUAAAUUAUAUGAUUAUCUGUUAGUAUUGUAUAUACUUUUUUAUGUUCUAUACGUUUAUACAGGGUGAUUUUUUUUUUUAACAUAAACCAGCAAUUAUCUGAGAGGAUUUUAAGUGAAUUUGAUUUCUGUUUUUUCUAAUCAUUAUGAAAUCGUUUAAGCUUUAUUUUGAAGACAUUUUUAAUUUUUUACUUCAUGUUCCUUGAAUAAGUACAUACUUUUGAUUUUCAAAUAGGAACCCCCCUUUUGAACGCAGAUUUGAAUAAAGAAUAUUUUUCUAAAAAUUUUGAUAUGCAUCACACUAAUAUCAGAUACCGUUUAUGAAUUAACAGUUUAAAGUUAAAACCAGAGGCGUAGAGAAUGGUCACAAAUAGACCCUGUAUAUCUAUUUAAAAAAUAAACCAUCAUCAAUCAUACUUAUAUUAUUCUACUUGUAUUAUAUUAGAACACUUCUAUACUUUCGCGUGAAUCAAGAGAGUUUUUGAAGAAAAUGCAGUAGACAUGUUUGUGUUACUUUUUAUCAGACACGCUACGAAGAACUUUAAACACCGCCUCCCCUCCUAAGAAAAAAAAAUAUCACCUGAAUGUGCACGGUGUUUUUGUUUGUUAGUAUUUAUAUCAUCAUUCACAGUAUUAACGAAUAUAUUGCAACCGAUACCGAACAUCAUUUUUUUGUUUUUCAUGCCCCCCCCCCAUAAAGCAUUGAUUUAUCAUAGAUAACGUAACCAAAUUAUAGUUUACUAUCCAUCAUUGUAUUAUCUACAUGAGAAAUUAAGAAUUUCCAUAGAAAAAACGAGAAAUAUUUCUCAUUUUCUUCACAGGCGCCCUGUAUUUUUGAUUACCACAGGUUGAUAUUUGCUCGAAACGUAAUCUUAUUUUAGUUAACUUAGUAUUUGCGUAAUCUGUAUUUGCGAAAAAACGAUACGCAGUUUUUGUUAUCAUUUUACUAGAAAAACUAAUAAUUUUUUUACCGCAUGCUUGAUGAUACAUUUGCAUUUGCAUGUUUGUAUCUGAAUUACAUUUUGUUGUUAAAUCACACCAAAAACAUAAAAUCGAUGUAUGGUAAAAACACACCAAUAUAAUUCCUAACAAGUUGAUUAGCGUGUACACAGACUGCAGCUGUAUAGUACGUGUGAAAUAGAGGGCAUGCGUGUCGAACAACUUUAAUAAUAAUAUAGGUGCACACUGCAACACUUGUGUUUUCCAAAACCGUGCAAAACGUGUUGUACCCGUGGACGGCCCACCGGCAACGGUGGGAAAUUCUACUGUUUUUAACUUUAAUUAACUUACUUUUUUUUUUAAUUUUAACUCAUAAUAUAGAUUGCAAAAUUAACAAGUAUGUAAAGCGUUUUGAGAAACGAAUUUCGCCGCCGAUGAUUUUUAGUGAUAAAAUCGUAUUGUAAAAAAAUACCUUUAAAAGAAAAUAGCAACAAAAGUUGUAAAUGAAAAAAUGUUAUUAAAAACGGAACUUCGUAGUAUUUUCUAUGCGUUGUACGAAAUAACAAUUUAAAAAUAAUAUUGGUUGGUGAAGACGACUUCUUUUAUAUUAAGUUAAAACUUAGGUAUUGAUGUUUUGUAUUUUGUUAACUUUAUAAAUUAAUUGCUAAAACAAUAACUUGGUUAAAAGUUAAAAUUGUCAAUUUAUUAUUAUACAAAAGGCAAUGUAUGUAUACAGUUAUUGUGGUAUAUAAAUUGUAUAGAUUGUUAAAUACUACUCGGCCGAUUUCGCCGGAAAUUUCGCUGUUUGUUUUUAUUAUAAUACCCGGAGUGGUUCGAAUGGGACUUUCGACCACUAAAUCGAGGCUCCCGUAGAAAAUCUAUGAUUAACAUAAGAACUUUUUAUUUCUUGUAUCCGUUAGAAAAACGUGUCCGUUCAUUUGUAUUGUAUUUCGGACAAAACGUGCGUGUUACACGGGUUACAUUCUGUACCUUUGUGUGUACUAAAUUGGUGUUCAUGAAAAAUGACUGGGUGCGCAUCAUAGCCAUUCGGAAUUUAACUUUAAAUUAUCGGUUUAGAGGGGACACCGAUGGGCGGGGUCUUUCGUCCCGUACGUCCUUGUCUUCUAUUACUUAUACCAGUGUAACUAUUAAGUUAUAAAAUUCACAGAGAUCCGAUAAUACUAUUAUCUAUAUAUAUAAUACGCGAUAUAAAUAUUGUAUCUUCCGUCCGUCCGUCCGCCGGUUUGAUAAACGUCCGAAACCGAAUCCGUUUAUUUAUUUAUCGUCUCCCCCGUACCGUAUAGAUUAUAGAUACUCGCGCCAAUAUUCGACAGCCGUAAAAUUAUUAACGGUCCGUAAUAUUAUUAUCGACGUUGCAGCCGUGUUGUUUUCCGCACUGAUAAAAUAGUAUUUUAUCGCCGAGUGCGAAGUAUAUCAUUAUUGUUGUUGUUGGACGCCUACAGCAAUUAUUAUCAUCCGAAUUUGAAGUUAAAUAAAUUAAUGCAAUCUUACUAAACAUAUUAUAAUGUAGUAAAACCCCAUCGAAAUAUCCAAGGUGAUUUUUAAAACAUGUUCAGCAUAUACAUUUUUUUUUUUUUGUUAAAUUAUGCAUAAAUUCGAAUUCUGAAUUUCGAAAUUGUCAAGUGCUGCGAAAGACGAUAUUUUUUAAAAAUUGUUCUCGACAUUUAAUUAUCACGUGGAUUCCCCUAACCUAUUAGACGGUAUCAACUUUAGACUGCCUUUCCGUCAACCGAGAAGAAAUUCUACUCCCUUUUACUCGCCUCUUUCCACCACCAACUAUUUAUCUAAUUCUUCUAUUCGCCGUCUAAUACGUUUGGCCAAUGAAGACCCUAACUUUGACUACUGAGCACUAUUUAAAUAAUAUUCAACUGGCUCUGUAACUUAGAUAUUUGUUUUCAUAUUACUUGUACUUACUAUGUUUUGGGUACCCAACCCGUUUUAUAAUUGAAAAACGUCAACAUUUUCAGAAUAAUCAUCUGAUUGCCAAUUUGCAUUAAAACAUGUAGGUUCUCAUUUGAAAAACCAAAGUUGGUUUCCCCACGUUAAACUUUUUUAUUUUGUUUUAAAAAUUCUAAAUGUAUGCAAAUAUCGUCUUUAACUACACUAACUUAAACAUAACAAAAAUAAAAAUUUAAUCGCAUAGUGUAACCAUGCAUAUGCGGUGACAUGCUUAAAAAGUUAUCCUUUCGUAGCGGAUAAACGGUUGAUACGAUUAAUUUUUUUUUUUUGUCAACAAUUAUCAAUGAACGAUAAAAAAAAUACAAUAAUUUCAGGAAGUGCAUAAAGUAUAAAUGAGUUAUAAUGUAUAAGAAAAGAUGAAGAAAAAAAUUUUAAGGAAUAUACACACAAUUUGUAUACCUACACACUUACUAUAGGUUUAGAAAUUUGGGUUUAUAUAAUAUUUUCAUGAACGAUAAAUAAGUAUAUAUAUAUAUAUAUAUAGGUAUAUUGCAAUUUUGAAACUGGAACUUUUGUUAUUCGCAUUGUAUCUACGCGUUUUUACCAAUAAACAUUUUAAUCUGGGUAGUUUAUAUGCAUGUAUAGUUUUCCCCCAGUAGGUAUUCAAAUUACGUAGAGUGCAUAGUAAUUCCUAUAUUUGAUUAAUGCGUUGGUCCGACGGUCUCCGCGGUUUUCAGCUCGCCUAUAUAUUGGCUUACAAUUUACAAAUCCGAUUGAACUCUUUGCACAGUAUACCCAACAAACGAAUAGGAUUAUUUUUGAUAUUAGGACAACGUGCUCGUUGUCCGGCCGUCGUGAUUCAGUUUCGCGUGUCGCGUUAUUCAUAUGCACCUUUCGAACCUCUCGCGAAAAUUAAUUUCGGUAAGACGUCUAACGGUAAAUUACAAAAAAUAAAAAAAGCCAAAAAGGCUGUCCCGACGAUGGCAAAUUUGACGUGAACCACAAUUUCGGUUCGUUAAGAUUUAGAGAGCCUAAAUAUUAUAACGUAAUAAAGUGGCCAAAACUGAUAUAGCCGCCAUAUUUCGUCCAAUCUUUUGGCACCGUUUUUUAUAUUUGACAUUGAAUUAUUAUAAAAUGUAUACUGUACAUUAUUGUACAAUUUCAUUACGAUACUAUAUUGUAUAUUAUAGAAUAUAUAAUUCUGUAUAAAACAAAAUAUAAUCAUUUUAUAAGCAUAUUCAAUUUCAAAUAUAAAAACGGUGGGAUAAAAUUGGGAGAAAAAUGGCUGCUUAAUUGGCCAUUCCUUUAAUUAUCUGGUUUACCUAUAUUCAUACGUAUAUAGCAGGGAAUAAUAAUCUCCUUUUCCGUGGUCCCCAUGCGGCUAUACAGGGUGACCAAUCAUCGAGACACAUAUCUCGGGAAUUAUUAAAUCGGAAUUUUUUUUUUUUAGACAAUUUUAAGGAACGCAGGAACUGACUCUAAAAUAUUACAUUAUACCGUUAUUAUUUUUCGUCGUCUUCGUGCUCGGGUUAAGGAACCAUCACAAAACAUUAAAUUAUCUAAAAUUGUGUUAACAGAUUAAAUUUUUGUUUUAAUACACAUGUUGUGAAUAAAGAGGACUUGGUAGAGAGUAUAGUUGAACAUCAUAUUUCGUGUAACGACGUGACAUUGAUUAUUGUGUAAUCCUAUUGCCGGUGUACGCAGGUGUAUAUUAUUAUUGUGACCGGAUAUAGUGUGUCUUGAUGGGGUCGAAAGAACGCGAUGAACAAGUUGCAUAAAUUAUAAUAAUGUGAGAUAUACAUAUAUAUAUAAUCGAGACGUUUUUAUUUCCCCCCCCCUUAAUGUACAUUAACCCGUUUUUGUUUAAAACUGUUACAAAGUGGUAAAGUUUAACGCGAAACAUUUAUUUCUUUUCAAGAUCCUAUAUCAUUAAUUUUCCAUAAAAAAAUAAAUAAAAAUUAGUUUUAGUCAAUCAUAUACACAUACAUAACCUAAUUUAACCCGGCACAUACAUAUAUAGUUACUGUCGGGUUAUGCUUACCUAUAUUGCGAUUUGAUAAUUUAACUUUUCAAACGUAAAACUGGGUACUAUAAUAUAAUACGCACAAGUGUUCGUGUAACUCUGAUCGUGUUUCUCAUAUUUGUAAACUAUUAUUUAAUUUGGACUUUUAUUUUAAAACAAAACAAAAUUCUAGAUUAGUUAGUCUAAUACAGUUCAGAGUUGAGAAGUUCCAAUUAGAAUAUUAAAUAUCACUAUCGUCAAAAUAUAAAUCUGACAUAAUGAAUUUUCAUGGAUCGAGAAAGGAAGAAAGUAAAUAAUGACAAUUUUUUUAUUACUUUUUUUCUUUUUUAAUAAUCUUAUUUGAUGAUUUACUAUUGAUUUUUAUAUCAUUAUAAUUUUUUUUUUUUUUUUUUUUUUUUUCAUUUUGUUUGCCUAUUAUUUAAUUUAAAUUUAUAUAUCGAAUCAUUAAUUCGGAUCUAAUCCAUCAAUUCGAAUAGUAAUCCGAAUUUCGGAUCGAACCGGAUUAAGUGUUCGACACUAAUUUCAAUCGGUCUCGUCCGUGGGUUACGUGUACACUACCCAAUAAAUAACUGCGACCAGUUAAAACAAUAUGUACAUAUAUAUAAACACUACGAUGGGAUAUUAUUGUACGAUUGUGUGAUGUGUAUUAUUUUAUUAGAAAGACGUCAAGUCGUUUGUGUCGCACAAAACUUCGUGAUGUACAAUGCUUUAACUAUAUAACUCAUCAUCUUCUCCCCCGCCUCCCGCCGACAUACUAAUUAAAUUAGCGUACUCGAGUUCCUGUCAGCAAUCACAUAACUUAUAUAAUAUUGUAUUGUAUACACUCGUACAAAGUCCACUUGACUUCGGCGUUGACGACAAUGGCCGUGAUCGGUGCGGAUUUCAUUUUCAAUAAUGCGCGUUUGGCGGUUAAACUUCUAUAGUAUAAGUGUAUAAUAUCCGGCGACUGAACAGCGAAAAACAAAAUUUACGACUGUGUUUUUAAACAAAUAACAUAGCGACGUCAUGAAGUUUGAAGUCAGUCGAAAUCAAAAUCAAAAUUAUUUCAACACCAUAAUUUAUUUAAACUAUAAUGGACCUGUUUAUGGAAUUUUUAAAUACAAGUUGUCAUUUGAAAAUCAAAAUUAUGUAGUCUAUUCACCUCUCCGGUUAAAUUAAAAAGUGUAAAAAUUUAGAGCUGCUUGUUUCUUAAAUUUUCAAAAAUGUAUUCUGAAUAAACGCAAUACUUUUUCAAAUUAUCUAAUGUGGACACUUUAAUUGAACACCCUAUACAUAUAACAGUAGUGUAAAACCAAUAUGCGUGCGUUUCCACGCUCCACUCGGAAUCUUAAAAACAAAAAUGAAAAAAUAUAAAAAAAACUUUGUCGUACACUCUAAAUUAAGUCUCUCUCCUGGUCGUUCAAAGUUCUCAAUGAAGUUUUCUUGAUGCUGUGUACUAGAAAAAUGCACCUAUACAUAUUGUAUAACUUUAUAUUAUGUAUUCAAUUAAAACGCGGUAGUUCUUCGCGGUUUCGGGUGGUAUUCCACCGCAAAAAGGAUUCAAAUCAAUACAAAUAUAGACUUUUAUAUAUGGUAGUAAGUUUUCUCCGAUGUUAUUUGCCCGUUUAUGAUAUCCGAAUAAUGCAAUUACGAAAAAAAGUUUUCAAAAUUUGUUUUCGAAUUCUCUCCGUCUAUAUAUUUUAUAACAUACCGUAUUUUAUCUCCUGUAUAACAAUAUAAUGUUCUUUAUAUACCAUCUUUACGUUUUCCACGAGUAUUUUUUUCCCUUGCUAUUUGGCUUUGUCCCAGUAUAAUAGGGUCAACGCAAUAUUCUUUAUUGCCUCUCCGGUAGUCGAAGCUCAUCUCGUAAUCGUCAGUAACUUUUAUUUAUAUAUUAUUAUUUAUUUAUAUUUACCAUAUUGGAAGUAUUGCAUGACGACGCGAUAGUACUUAUUUUUUUUUUUUUUUUUAAUAUUCUAACGAGAAAUGUAACAUUAUAUUAAAAAACACGGAUAAUGCUGAUUUGUGUGUCAUUUUUUUAAGAGACAAGUUUGAAGAGAAUAGAUAUUUAGAUUAAUUUAAUUUAUAUCCGUAUGCAACGAUAAACCAUUACGAUACCUAACAAAAAACGAUUCUGAGCCGAGUAUUAUUUGUCGUAUUUGUUCCCUUAUUACUAUCAAGGUAACUCAGAAUCAACAAAAAUCGAAUAGACAAUUGCCAGUUUUUCCAAUAAAUUCAGAAAAAUCAAAAAAAGAUCUCUUCAAUUAGAUAAAAAAACUAGUUAAACCAACUAGAUAAAAAAUCCUACAAAAAAGUUUCUAGAAAGCUGAUGAUAGAAAAUUUGUUUACAGAUAUAUAAAAAAAAAAUGAAUUUUCAAUUUUUUCAUCAUAAGAUCUUUUUGCUUAUUUUUACAUAAUUUUCGCGAAAAUAUAACUUCUAUAAUUUGAUUAUAUUAGCUAUUACUAUAUUAAUAUUUCCAAAACAAUUAGUAAAAUCUUCGUAAAAAUAACUCUGUGACUGAUUAGAUAAUUAUCGGAGUCAUAUAAUUAACAAAUUCAGUUGACAUGUUGGAAGUUUAUUUUCAUUGUACACAUAUAUGAUAGCACCCAAUAGAUUUGUUUUUAGUAAAAAUGUUCCAACUAAAUGUAUUACAGUUGUAAAUUCCUUUUUUUAAACUAUGUAUGUAAUGUUUUUUAGGCUCCUUUAUUUCGCUACUAAAUCCGAAACCUAUAGUUAUGAUAUAUUUAUAUUUAAAGUACUUAUAAAAUCGUUUGGACUAUAUAAAAUAUAAAGGCUCGUAAUAAAAAAUUAUAUUCUAUCGGACGUGCAAUGUAUUCUGAGUAUUAUUUUUGCAGUUAUAUUUUUAAUAUCUAACUUUGAGUUGUGUUUUGUUUUCAGAAAAAUGUGUAAAACGUCAAAGCGAGUUUGUACAACGAGAUGA